Sesamum indicum (sesame) is the source of this 1389-nucleotide messenger RNA. The record is from RefSeq and is a predicted model, not a curated record. NCBI's taxonomy places the organism in Eukaryota, Viridiplantae, Streptophyta, Magnoliopsida, Lamiales, Pedaliaceae.
CCUUGUUAGAUAGUUAAUCCUUUCCGAACAAAUCAAAGAGAAAGAGAAAGAGAGGAAAAAACACACAGACACAGAGACAGAGAGCAUUCCCUUAUCUCUCUUUCUCUAUCUCUGUGUUGUGUGCGUCGCAUUUUUGUGCUUUUUUGCUUUGAAUUUUUUUUUUUUUUUUAUGGUGUUUUGAGUGUUGCGUUGUUGUGUGUGAAAAUCGUUCGUUGCAGAAGAAGGGAAAAGUUAAAGAGAGAGCCAUGAAUGAGAAGGCGUCUGUUUCCAAAGAGCUUAAUGCCAAGCACACCAAGGUAUUGGAGGGUCUCGUUAAGCUACCAGAGAACAGGGAAUGUGCAGAUUGCCGGAGCAGGGCUCCACGAUGGGCAAGUAUCAACCUAGGAAUAUUUAUAUGCAUGCAAUGUUCUGGAAUACACCGGAGUCUGGGAGUACACAUCUCAAAGGUACGGUCUACCACUUUGGACACAUGGCUUCCCGAACAAGUUGUUUUUAUGCAGAUGAUGGGGAACAAAAAGUCCAAUGAUUACUGGGAAGCAGAACUAUCACCAGACUUUGACCGAAAUCCCAUUGAAAAAUUUAUUAAUGCCAAGUAUGUGCAAAAAAAAUGGGCAUCGAAAACGUCCAUGCAACCAGCACUUGAAGUCAGCCAAGAGAUAUCUGUAGGUCCCUCUGGAAGAGGAAUUCCGAAAAAAGCAAGAAAGUACUCUUUGGAUGAAGAUAUUUUCUCCAAGGGCUUGGCCCAAAUGCCUCCCACAGCACGAAAUCGUGGGGCUUCUUUAGAUUUGAUGAGCGACGUGGCUUCAGCUCCCCCAAAUGGGUUUACUGCUGAAAACGAUAUGUCUAGUAAAAAUGUCGAUGCUACUACGGAUCUGUUCAGUCUGCUCUACGUAUCGGAUGCAAAACAAGAACGGACAGUUGUGCCACCAUCACGCUGGGCAACUUUUGAGUGAGCUGAUGACCAAACAUAGGAGAUCUCUUUUAUCUCUGAGAAUUUCUUCAGUGGCAUACUUUGCAGUUCAUGGGGAGAAAAGUAGCAACUCUUGACAUUAUAGAAAAGGUUAAAACUUCAAACGUUGAGGAGUUGAUGAACUGAGAAUUGGACUUGAGUUGGGCUAGUCCAGUGGAAUUAGAGAUCUCAGUGGUUGUCCCAAAAAACAUGUUUAGGGAUCUUUUUAAUUUUCUUAUACAUUGUGGAUGAAAAUUGUUUCUACUUUAAAAUUGUAGAAUAUGCUGAUAUCCAUUCUCUUACCACAAUGCUAGUCUUUGAUCUGCUUAUGUUCCCUGGCUACCUUAUCCAUUUUCUUCUUGAUUUUCACAUUGUUGGGACAGUGAGUGGAGAUGGGCACUAAAUUCUGCAAGGAACUGAGUAAAUGACUAUAGCACGUA